Messenger RNA from Malus domestica (apple), 855 nucleotides. RefSeq names its product expansin-A25-like. Gene Ontology annotation, biological process: plant-type cell wall organization. Gene Ontology annotation, cellular component: extracellular region. Lineage: Eukaryota; Viridiplantae; Streptophyta; Magnoliopsida; Rosales; Rosaceae. The record is from RefSeq and is a predicted model, not a curated record.
AUGGCUAAGCUUCGGAAGAACUUGUUCACAUCUGCAGUGUUGAUCACUCUUUUGGUUCAAGCCAUGGGUUACAUAAUCCCUACCGAUAUGAGAGCCGGUCACGGCUAUAUAAUCCCUACCGGUGGAAGCAUCGGUAACGGCUAUGUAAACCCAACAGGCGGAAGAGACGGCAAUGUUUGGCAAGAUGCACAUGCAACGUUUUACGGUGACAUGAACGGAGGAGAUACCAUGCAGGGGGGUUGUGGAUACGGCAAUCUCCAUGAACAAGGCUAUGGCCUCGAGACGGCAGCCCUAAGUACGGCCCUCUUCAACAAUGGUGGUACUUGCGGUGCAUGUUUCCAGCUCAUGUGUGUCAAUGAUCCCCAGUGGUGCAACCCUCACGUUAGAGCCAUCACAAUUACCGCAACCAACUUUUGUCCGCCAAAUUGGGUUCCGGCUCCUGAUCACUGGUGCAAUCCACCCCAAAAGCACUUCGACCUGUCCAUGCCUAUGUUCGCAAAGCUCGCACAGACAAAAGCCGGUAUCAUUCCAGUUAAGUACCGCAGGGUCUCGUGCCAGAAGAGAGGAGGGGUUAAGUUCGAGCUCAAGGGAAACCCCUGGUGGGUUACCGCGACAGUGUUCAACGUCGGCGGUGCUGGCGAUGUUACGAAAGUCAGAAUCAAAGGAUCUAGCAGGAAUUGGAUUCAAAUGUCAAGAAAUUGGGGGCAGGUUUGGGUGGCGACCGGAAACCAACUUGUAGGGCAAAGCUUGUCAUUCCUAGUCACUACGAGUGAUGGGAAAACAAUAGAGUUGGAUAAUGUCGCACCAGCAAAUUGGCAGUUUGGACAAACCUUUGAGGGGAGAAGAAAUUUCUAG